AUGAUCAAAAGUGGUGAAAGUAUGCCUGAAAACCAGGAUUUGUCAUGAAAGCAAGAAAUUGCAAAAGAAAUAAAAUGUUUUGGGGACAUAUCUAGCAGACUCCAAGAUAUUCCUCUGGAUUCUAAAUACAGAAAAACUUGCAGAUGCAAGAGCAAGGCAGAAAAGCAGCAGGGAUGCUGCACUGGAGAUAAACAUUAGUGUAAGAAAUGUGGGAAAAGCUUCACUCAGAGUUCAAUCCUCAUUCAGGACCAGAGAAUCCACACUGGAGAGAAGCCAUAUGAAUAUGAAGAGUGUGGGAAAGCCUUCAGCCAGAGGUCUCUCAAUGAACGUUAGUGGAACCACACUGGAGAGAAACUCUAUCAAUAUAAUGAGUGUGGGAAAGCCUUCAGUGCCAAUAAUAGCCUUAUUUGACACAGAAGAAUCCACAUAGAGGAGAAACCAUACGAAUGUGAAGAGUGUGGGAAAACCUUCUGCCUGAGUUCAGAUCUUGUUCAACAUCAAUGGAUACAUAAUAGUGCGAAGCACCAUCAGUGUGAAGAGUGUGGCAAAGCCUUCAGUCAGAAUGCAGGGCUCUUCCAGCAUCUUCGAAUUCACACUGACAAAAAAUCUUAUCAGUGCUGUCAGUGCAGUAAAAGAUUUAGUAGAAUUUAUCUAAAUACUUUACUUCUUAUGAAACAUCAGCGAUGUCAUACUGUAGAGAGGCCAUAUGAGUGUGACAAGUGUGGGAAAGCCUUCAGCCACCAUUGUAUCCUCAUUAGGCAUUUUAGGAUUCAUACUGUUUGUUGA
Chrysochloris asiatica (Cape golden mole) is the source of this 786-nucleotide messenger RNA. It is a transcript of the gene ZSCAN31, whose product is annotated as zinc finger and SCAN domain containing 31. Gene Ontology annotation, biological process: regulation of transcription by RNA polymerase II. The record is from RefSeq and is a predicted model, not a curated record. Lineage: Eukaryota; Metazoa; Chordata; Mammalia; Afrosoricida; Chrysochloridae. Gene Ontology annotation, molecular function: RNA polymerase II cis-regulatory region sequence-specific DNA binding; DNA-binding transcription factor activity, RNA polymerase II-specific.